Messenger RNA from Arabidopsis arenosa, 1641 nucleotides. NCBI's taxonomy places the organism in Eukaryota, Viridiplantae, Streptophyta, Magnoliopsida, Brassicales, Brassicaceae. The record is from the annotation of a GenBank genome assembly.
UUUCUCUUCUCUACUGGACUGAAACUGAAACUAAAACUGAAACACUUCUCUUCCUCUCUCUCUCUCUCUCUCCAAGCUCGCUUCCACGAAUCGAGAGUUGUACAAAUUCGCUUCUUAGGGUUUCUCAUUUCUCGAAUUUCACUUCUAUGGAGAGUCUAUGAGCGAAAUGGCGGCUAGCUCCGCAGUCUCUCUUCUCGAUAUCAAGCCCCGACGAUUCGGCGUUAAUCAUGAAUUGCGCCUAACGAAGUGGAAAAGGAAAGUCCUUUGGUUCGAUGGUGAUCAAACGAGAAGAUUUAGGUGCUUUGCAGAUAUGUUGGCACCGAUUCGCCGCUCUGAGAAGUCGGAGGAACGGCGUUUCGAUCAGAAGACGAGUGCCCACGGUGCCGGAAUCAAAACUUCAUCUUCUGCAGUGCCAUUUGCUUCUCCAAAAUCUCGAUUUGUGUCCAAGCAAGAAAAGUUCUACCCUCGUUGUACUCCAAGGCUUACUGGCCCUCAGUCCCGUGAUACUCCGCCUAAACGAGACACCGGGAUUGCUAAUGAAAAGGAUUGGGGCAUUGAUUUGUUGAAUGAGAAUGUGAAUGAGUCUGGCACUAAUGAAGAUGGCAGUAGUUGGUUUAGAGAAAGUGGACAUGAUCUGGGAGAUAAUGGUUACAGAUGUAGGUGGACAAGGAUGGGUGGUCGGUCUCACGACGGCUCUUCUGAGUGGACUGAAACGUGGUGGGAGAAAAGUGACUGGACUGGAUACAAAGAAUUAGGUGUGGAGAAAUCUGGUAAAAAUGCUGAGGGUGACACUUGGUGGGAAACUUGGCAAGAAGUCCUUCAUCAAGAUGAGUGGAGUAAUCUAGCGAGGAUAGAAAGGAGUGCACAAAAGCAAGCAAAAUCAGGAACCGAAAAUGCCGGUUGGUACGAGAAAUGGUGGGAAAAGUACGAUGCUAAAGGGUGGACAGAGAAAGGAGCACAUAAGUAUGGUAGACUAAAUGAGCAGUCAUGGUGGGAGAAGUGGGGGGAGCAUUAUGAUGGAAGAGGAUCUGUUCUCAAAUGGACAGACAAGUGGGCUGAGACAGAGUUGGGGACCAAAUGGGGAGACAAGUGGGAAGAGAAAUUUUUCAGUGGGAUUGGUUCACGUCAGGGGGAGACAUGGCAUGUAUCACCUAACAGCGACCGUUGGUCAAGAACGUGGGGAGAGGAACAUUUUGGAAACGGAAAGGUUCACAAGUACGGAAAGAGUACGACAGGAGAAAGCUGGGACAUAGUCGUGGAUGAAGAAACAUACUACGAGGCUGAGCCACAUUAUGGGUGGGCAGAUGUGGUAGGUGAUUCAACACAGUUGCUCUCGAUCCAACCCCGAGAAAGACCUCCAGGUGUCUAUCCGAACCUCGAGUUUGGCCCAUCUCCGCCUCCAGAGCCCGACCAACCCCCUGACCAACCACAAUGACAUCGCCUCUGUUUAGCUUAUUAGCAUUAUUAUAGCCUUUUUGCUUUGUCAUUUUUCCGAUAUAUUUAGAAUGUUGUGAAUUAUGGGUUUAUAUGAUAUAAUUCUUGAUCCAUUUGAUCCAACGUCCAUCUCUUGGAAUCUUUUGCUCAAGGAUUAGUCCUCUCAUGUCCUUAAAUGAUGCUGAUUAAUCAAAUAUCUUUAGUGUA